GGCAGCAGGUUCGCCGGCUGGGGACACCCGGGAAGGCGGCUGCUGGCGAGGGGCGUGGGCAGGGCCGGGACACCGGAGGACGGUCACUGUCGGUCGGGCGGCCCCGCACGGUGGUCGCGUCCCCGGGCUCGGCGCCCCGCCGCCCCGGGGUGUCCCCGCCCGCGCGCGCCCGUUGGGGGGCCCGGGGAGCGGCGCCGGCCGCCCGGCCGCAUUGUGACGUAGCGGGGCCGCGGCAGCGCCUCCGCCGCCCGCCGGGUCUCCUGCGCCCGCCGCUCUCGCCGUCUGUCCGUCCAUCCCUCCCUCCGUCCUUCCGUGCUCCGGAAACUAUAAGUAUUUGACCUUACUCAAAAUGUACAAAGAAGAAUGAUGGAAGCCCCUGAAUACCUUGAUUUGGAUGAAAUUGACUUUAGUGAUGACAUUUCUUAUUCAGUCACGUCUCUCAAGACCAUCCCAGAACUGUGCAGAAGAUGUGAUUCACAAAACGAAGACAGAUCAGUUUCUGGCUCUAGCUGGAAUUGUGGUGUCUCAUCUCUCAUUACAAACCCACAAAAGCCCACUGGAAUCGCUGAAGUGUACAGUAAGUUCCGCCCGGUGAAACGCGUUUCUCCACUGAAACAUCAGCCAGAGACUCUGGAAAACAAUGAGAAUGAUGAGCAAAAGAACAAUACAGUAGAAUACCAGAAAGCAGGGGAGACUGACCAGGGCCCCCCGCCCGAGGAACUCAGCCCUGAAGAUGGAGUCAGGGGGUUGCCAGGUAAGGGCUCAGAGCCUAGCCAGGCACUGGGCGAGCUGGAGCAUUAUGACCUUGACAUGGAUGAGAUUCUGGAUGUGCCUUACAUUAAAUCCAAUCAACAGUUGGCCCCGUUCACCAAGGUGACUUCAGAAAAAAGGAUUUUGGGUUUAUGCACAACCAUCAAUGGCCUGUCUGGUAAAGGCUGCCCUGUUGGGAGCACUGAGAAUGCCACAUCCACCAUGACUCCGUUUUGCGUCCUUUCUCCCGUGAAAAGCCCUCAUUUAAGGAAAGCAAAGGCUGUCCUCCGGGACCAGCACAAGCUCUCCACAGAAGAGUCUGAGAACUCACCUGCUCUGGGUAAAUGUGUCCCUGCAUAUGAGUCAGAAAGCAACAGUCAAGACUUCCUAAACAAGGUCUUUAGUGACCCCCAUGGUCGAAAAAUCGAGAAGACUGGGCCAGACUGCAAGCUCAGGGCCUUUCACCUGCAGGCCUCAGCAGCAGGGCCCAAACCGGAAGAGCAGGUCAACGGCAUGGCCUGGAGCAACGGCCAAGGCACAGAAGAGAGGGGCGAGCACCUGAAGAAAGUAAGAAGCAUACUGAACAUUGUGAAAGAGGGACAGAUUUCGCUCUUGCCACACCUAGCUGCAGACAAUCUGGACAAAAUUCACGAUGAGAAUGGCAACAAUCUGUUACACGUUGCUGCAUCGAAGGGUCAUGCAGAAUGUCUGCAGCACCUCACAUCUCUGAUGGGCGAAGACUGUCUCAGUGAACGGAACACAGAGCAGCUGACUCCAGCUGGCCUGGCCAUCAAGAAUGGUCAGUUGGAGUGUGUUCGCUGGAUGGUGAGCGAGACGGAAGCCAUUGCAGAAUUGAGUUGUUCCAAGGAUUUCCCGAGCCUUAUUCAUUAUGCAGGUUGCUAUGGACAGGAGAAGAUUCUCCUGUGGCUUCUGCAGUUCAUGCAAGAACAAGGCAUCUCACUGGAUGAAGUGGACCAGGAAGGCAACAGCGCUGUUCAUGUCGCCUCACAGCAUGGCUACCUUGGAUGCAUACAGACCCUGGUGGAGUAUGGAGCAAAUGUCACUAUGCAGAACCACGCUGGAGAAAAGCCCUCCCAGAGUGCUGAACGCCAUGGGCACACCCUGUGCUCCCGGUACCUAGUAGUAGUGGAGACCUGCAUGUCCCUGGCCUCACAAGUGGUAAAGUUGACAAAGCAGCUAAAGGAGCAGACAGUGGAGCGUGUCACACUGCAGAGCCAACUCCAACAACUUCUAGAAGCCCAAAAAUCAGAGGGCAAAUCACUCCCAUCUUCACCCAGAGCACCCUCCUCACCAGCUUCUAGAAAGUCCCAGUGGAAAAUUCUAGAUGCAGAAGAUGAGGCUACAGGCAAGAGCCAAACAGGAGCCCAGGAGGGAAUACAAGUUCUUGGAAGCUUAUCAGCAUCCAGCAGGGCUAGGACCAAAGGAAAAGACGAAGACUCUGAUAAAAUCCUGCGUCAGUUACUGGGGAAAGAAAUAUCAGAGAAUGUCUGCACCCAGGAAAAGCUGUCGUUGGAAUUCCAGGAUGCUCAAGUAUCCUCUAGGAAUUCGAAAAAAAUACCUCUAGAGAAGAGGGAGCUGAAGCUAGCCAGGCUGAGGCAGCUGAUGCAGAGAUCACUGAGUGAGUCUGAUACAGACUCAAACAAUUCUGAAGACCCCAAAAAUACUCCUGUGAGAAAAUCAGACAGGCCCAGGCCACAGCCCAUUGUGGAAAGCGUGGAGACUAUGGACAGCGCAGAAAGUUUGCACCUGAUGAUAAAGAAACACUCUCUGGCAUCAGGACGCCGGUUUCCUUUCAGUACAAAGGCCUCCAAAUCCCUGGAUGGGCACAGCCCAUCUCCCACUUCAGAGAGCAGUGAACCAGACUUGGACUCUCAUUGUCCAGGCUUGGGGAGGACUCCUCCAACCCAGCCUUCUGCAGAUCCCACUCAGUCCAGUCCUGACAGCUCCACUGCCCAGAAAGUGGCCACAAGCCCCAAGAGUGCUCUCAAGUCUCCAUCAUCCAAGCGCCGGACAUCCCAAAACUCAAAACUCAGAGUUACCUUUGAGGAGCCUGUCGUUCAAAUGGAGCAAACUAGCCUUGAACUAAAUGGAGAAAAAGACAAAGAUAGGGGCAGGGCCCCCCAGAGGACUAGUGAAUCAGGGGAACAAAUGAAAAGGCCUUUUGGAACAUUCCGAUCCAUCAUGGAAACUUUAAGUGGGAAUCAAAACAACAAUAAUAACUACCAGCCAGCCAACCAGCUGAAGACCUGCACACUGCCCUUAACAUCACUUGGAAGGAAGACAGCAGAUACCAAGGGAAAUCCUGUGAGCCCUGCUAGCAAGGGAAAGAACAAGGCAGCAUAAUGACAUCAAUAGAAACACGAAGAAAACCUACAGCAGAAAGCACAUUGCUGAGCCAGAGUCAAAGGAACUCUUCUUAUGAGUCACUCUUCUUAGUCUUACGCAUGCCCUCCGGCCACCAUUGGGAGUUAUUGAAGACUGUCCACUGUGGCAGUAAGACCACAAGAACAACACCUCACCAGCAGAGCAGAAUAUCUGGAUGCCUUAAAUUUAUAACCUGAGACUCGUUAGAAGAUACAGUUUGGACUCUAACUGUAUAUAGACUUUGUCCAUUUUUUAAGAUGCUGUUUGAAAACGUGAUUGGGCAACAUAUGCAUCGAAACACUUGAUGUUUGGUUGAUCCAGCCUUCUCAAAGCACAUCCACCAGGCUCUGACACUGUUGGUGUUUUGGCAGUUCCAUGAGGAUUUGCUAGUGUUGAUUGAUAUUUCGUUCCUCCAUUACAAGGGCAGCUUUGGCUCAGUGCCAUGAGGCUAGGUCACCAGUAUUAUUUUCUGUCAAGAGUGUUUUUCUGUCAUUUCUACUUUUUUAAUAAAGAACAUUAAACAUUGUUAAUAGCCAUGUCUGAGCACGGGGCAUCUACUUCCUAUUAAAUCUGUGACGGUCUGAUUUUU
Messenger RNA from Onychomys torridus (southern grasshopper mouse), 3724 nucleotides. It is a transcript of the gene Sncaip, whose product is annotated as synuclein alpha interacting protein. The record is from RefSeq and is a predicted model, not a curated record. Gene Ontology annotation, molecular function: ubiquitin protein ligase binding. The transcript has 11 exons. Lineage: Eukaryota; Metazoa; Chordata; Mammalia; Rodentia; Cricetidae. The coding region runs from base 364 to 3114 and encodes 916 amino acids.